AUGGAUACUGAGAAGAAACCCGAGGUGGAUGAGGAUGCAGACGGGCACGGGACGGCAGAAGGCGCGAGAGGGACGCCAUCCCCUGGGGACUGCGGGCCUCUGGCUGAGGGCAGAGAGCCCCCCGAGACUUGCUCAGGCAAGAGGGGCUUUUCCGAAGCGGCCGGCACGGACAGCGCUGCUGUGGAGGAAGACGGCCAGACGCACGCUGCCAAGCGAAGGCGAUUAGCCCCGGGAGAGCCGCGUGGCCCCGAGGAGCAGGUCGUCGGUGGCCUGGGGGUGGCCCCGGGCACAGCUGAGAGCGAGCCCACGCCCUUCCCUGACGCCUGUUCUGGCGGGCGCCCGGGCCCUGCCGGUGCCUUGUCCCCUCCCUGCGGCCUGAGCUCCGCCGAUGCUGUUCCUCCGCCAGCAGACGCCGAACCGAAGCCUGCUGAGGAGACGGGGCCCCUGGACCCAGGGGGAGAGCCCCCGGCCCCCCCGGGAGAGGCGCGUGGGGGAUGUGCCACUGGGCACGGAGAUCCGGCCCUCGCGUGUAGCACGUGUGGCCAUUUGUUGUCGUCCUGCUGUGACGUGGCCGGGCACGCAGACUGUCCUGAGCCGCUGCCCAGGGGGCGAGCCUGCUGCCGCUGUGGCCCCCCGGACAGGCAGACCCCCGCGCCCCAGAAAGCCUUUGCUUGUGACCUGUGUGGCUUUCAGUGUGUCGAGGAGAACCUACUGAACGCACACUACCUUGGCAAGACACAUCUCCGGCGCCAGAAGCUUGUUGCUCGGGGAGGAUUUGUGCAGAUCUUAACAAAACAGCCGUUUCCAAAAAAACCCUGUGCCAUAGGGACAAAGACUCUUCGUACAAAGCCAAGAGCUCUGAAACCACUAGCAAAGAGCGGAGAGUCAGAAGCUUUGCACAGUGAAGCCCGGGGAGGAAGCCUGCAGGCACCCGGCGGAGGGGGUGGCCAGCAGCGUGUGGACACACAGCCCAUGCAGAGCGCCUUGUCAGACAAGGCCGAGGUUGCUGGGGAAGCCCUAACUCCCCCCGGCGUGGCCGCAGACCCUGAAACCCACAGCACACACUCAGGUGCUUUCGCAACCGAGGGUCUUUCGGCCGAUGCGGAGCCUAGAAAAAGCCCUUCGCAGGCCGUUCCCAGCCAUAGCUCUACCCCGCGGCCGAGACCCGAGCGCAGCCUUCUCACCCUGGGGAGCAGACUCCGGAGGCGGAGCGGCACUUUUUCCCUCAAAGGCCAGGCGAAAAAAAGGUUCGGUCUCUUGGGAAUCAGUAAAAGAGGCACCAGUGAGGCCCAGAGGAUGUAUCUGAAACACUUCAGGACACAGAUCAAAGCAAGCGGCGCACAGCUCGUCCCCCCUCAUCCCGAGGCAGGGGGCAGCGUCCGCGGUCUGUGCGUGGCCUCCGCCGAGGCCCAGGACCCAAAGCAGGACACACGAAGCUCCCAUCUCCCGUGUUCCUUGGACUCUGUGACAGCACGGCCAGCUUCUGACCACCAGAUGUCGUGUGCUUGUACAGACUGUGGCCAGAUAACCGUGGACAGGACUGAACUGGAGGUCCAUAUGAAAAGGUGCCACGCAAGGGACAUGGCGUUUUCCUGCCAGGCUUGUGGCUUUUCCUGCAUGUCCCAGAGGGACUUGGAUGAACAUUUGCACAGUAGCCAGCAUCAGCAAACUGCCUCUGCGUUCAGUUGUCAGUGUUGUUCAUUUAUCUCCUUGAAUGAAACAAAUCUUCGAGACCACAUGAAGGAAGAGCACAGCAUGGGUUUUCUCUGCAUUCCUUGUAACCUGUUUUUCUUGUCGGAGAAAGACAUGGACGAACACAGAACUACUGAGAAGCACCUUCAGGCGUUGGUCCCGACAAAGCCUUCUCAAGCACUUGGAAACGAUUUGGCUUUGCAGACUUUGCCUUUGGGCACUUUAGAAUCAGAAAGCGCUCAGGAGUCUCCGAGGGGGUCGGGAAAAACCGCUCAGGAGGAGCGUGGGAAGCCCAGGGUGAGCCAGGCCGGCGACGCGCGGCAUUCGAGCAGGCCGCAGUUCCAGUGCAAGAAGUGUUUCUAUAAAACAAGGUCGUCCACUGUGCUCACCAGACACAUAAAGCUCCGUCAUGGGCAGGACUAUCACUUUCUUUGUAAAGCCUGCAACCUUUAUUCACUGAGCAAAGAGGGAAUGGAGAAACACAUCAAGAGGAGCAAGCAUCUCGAAAACGCCAAGAAGAACAACAUUGGCUUAAGUUUCGAAGAAUGCAUCGACAGGGUAUGGAUUGGCGCAAAUGACAAAAAGGAAGAGUCAAGUACUUCUGGCAGUGGGAGGCUGGGCUGCCCUGGAGAUGCCGUUCAGUCGCAGGAGCAUCCCUGUCCCGAGAAGAGCACGCGGACUAGCAGGGAACUGUCCCAGUCAGUCACGGCCGUCAGAGACGAGGAAUUGGCUUUGGACACCGCUCCAAAAAGAGGCAGGCCCAAAGGCAGUAUGUCCCGGACAUGUUCACAUUGCGGUCUUUUGGCCUCCAGCAUCACAAACUUGACUGUCCACAUUAGACGAAAACACAGUCACCAGUACAGUUACCUGUGCAAAGUGUGUAAGUAUUACACCGUGACCAAAGGGGAUAUGGAGCGUCACUGCGCUACCAAGAAACACAAAGGCCGCGUCGAAGUCGAAGCAAGUGGGAAACAGAGUUCCGAUAUCAUCGUUGGCCCUGAGGCGGGGAAGCUGGAGGCCUGGAGUAGGAACGCCAGUUCUGCAGUGUCCCUUCCAGAUGAACUUGCCAACCAGGCAGCCGCAUCAGACCCCGCCCUUUCAGAGAAGCCAGCAGGAGAGCAAGGGACUUCAGCUGAAGUCGAGGUUGAAAAUGUGUUUCCUUCUGUUGACGGGGCUGCCAAUAGUCACGCCGCUGAUAAGAGGGAACAGACAUCGCUAGAGCCAGAUGACCUUACCCCGCACGGGGAUGCGGGUGCCCAGAGAGAUGUUGCGGGUACAGGUGAUAAUAAGUGCGUACACUGUGACUUCAACACCCACUCCUGUGCUUCUCUAGAACUGCACAUCAAGCGGAAGCACACUAAGGAGUUUGCGUUUUACUGCAUGGCAUGUGAUUACUAUGCUGUGACCCGUCGAGAGAUGAUGAGACAUGCGGCUACAGAGAAGCACAAGCUGAAGCGGCAGGCCUACCUGGACUCUUCCGGCAGCGAGGGCGGCCCCACAGAAGGGGCCAGUGGCAUCCUCCUGCCCGAGUUGCAGCAUCACCACCACUGUGAGGAGGUCCAAGUAAUUGCAGACCCACAACCCGAGACUCUCCACUCUGGCACUGCUGCAGAUCCUUCUGUUUCAGAGGAGAACGAUAAUUCAGACGUGCCCACUGUUCUCUGUGCGUCUCUCUCUGCAGAAGUGGCGACUCCAGGAGAGUCUCACCUUAGUGAAGACCAGCCCUUCUCUGAAACUCUCCAGCCUCCCCUGGUCAGAGAUAAAAUGAUCAACGCUGGGGAGAUGCUGUCUCUCCAGACUUCCUCCGAUCUUGGCUCCUCAGGCAAACUUCAGAAGGAGAACCCAGGAGGUUCAGCUUUGAGUGAGGAGACAGCCAAGAGAAACCACCACGUGUCAGAUGACACUGAUGAUCUUGCUGUGCACUGUGAAGCCGAUGGGGCAGGUCUGGGAGACGGUGGAGACACGGCCGCUCGGAAGCAUGGCUCUGCGGGGGUUUUGGAGCGGGGCCGUUCGGCCGGAAGUGCCAGCCCCACCGCCGUGAGAACUGUAGUUGAAGAGGUGUGCCUGCAGAGCGACGAUCAGAACAAAGUUGGGCGUGUUCAAAGUUCAGAAGCUUCGAAGACUACACAAGAGAGCCCUGCCCCAGAAAAUAAGGAGGUUCUCUUGAGUUCCCAGCAGGAAAAUAAGAUGGUUUUUGAGGAGGAUGGCCCUGCUUCUGACAGCAGGCUAGCAAGUGGUGAUGUGUAUGAAACCAUAAUCAGUAUUGAUGAGAAAGGUCAGACCAUGUACGGCUUUGGCCGGUUUGAUUCUUCCAUAAUCAGAAUAAAGAACCCUGAAGAUGGUGAGUUGGUAGUCCAGCCUGAAGAGGGCCUAGUAGCAACAGGAGUGAGGAUUGGGGAGCUCCCUUUCAAAGACUGUGCUCAAGGCUUGAAGAAGAAGAAAUCGGAAGGCAGUUCCUUUGGCGAAUCCACACGCAUUCGUUGUGAUGACUGCGGCUUCCUAGCGGAUGGCUUGAGCGGACUGAACGUUCACAUUGCCAUGAAGCAUCCCACCAAAGAGAAGCACUUCCACUGUCUGCUCUGCGGGAAGUCCUUCUACACCGAGAGCAACCUCCACCAGCACCUGGCCAGCGCGGGCCACCUGAGGAACGAGCAGGCCAGUGUGGAGGAGCUCCCGGAGGGAGGGGCCACGUUCAAAUGUGUCAAGUGCACGGAGCCCUUUGAUUCCGAGCAGAAUCUGUUCCUGCAUAUUAAAGGGCAGCAUGAGGAAUUGCUGCGGGAGGUGAACAAGUACAUCGUGGAGGACACGGAGCAGAUCAACCGCGAGAGGGAGGAAAACCAGGGCAACGUCUGCAAGUACUGCGGGAAGAUGUGCCGUAGCAGCAACUCCAUGGCCUUUCUCGCACACAUCCGCACUCACACAGGAUCAAAACCAUUCAAGUGCAAGAUAUGCCAUUUCGCGACAGCUCAGCUUGGCGAUGCCAGGAACCAUGUCAAAAGGCACCUUGGGAUGAGGGAAUACAAGUGUCACGUCUGUGGCGUUGCUUUUGUAAUGAAGAAGCAUUUAAAUACUCAUCUGCUUGGCAAGCAUGGAGUUGGCACCCCCAAAGAAAGGAAAUUUACAUGCCACUUAUGUGAUCGAAGUUUCACCGAGAAGUGGGCCCUGAACAACCACAUGAAGCUGCACACGGGAGAGAAGCCGUUCAAGUGCACGUGGCCCACGUGCCACUACUCCUUCCUCACGGCCUCGGCCAUGAAGGACCACUACAGGACCCACACAGGCGAGAAGUCGUUCCUGUGUGACCUGUGCGGCUUUGCGGGCGGGACCCGGCACGCCCUCACCAAGCACCGGCGGCAGCACACAGGGGAAAAGCCUUUCAAAUGUGACGAGUGUAACUUCGCCUCCACCACGCAGUCGCACCUGACCCGGCACAAGCGUGUGCACACGGGCGAGAAGCCGUACCGCUGCCCGUGGUGCGACUACAGGUCCAACUGUGCCGAGAACAUCCGCAAGCACAUUCUGCACACGGGCAAGCACGAGGGCGUCAGGAUGUACAACUGCCCCAAGUGCGACUACGGCACCAACGUCCCCGUGGAGUUCCGGAACCACCUGAAGGAGCAGCACCCCGACAUCGAGAACCCCGACCUGGCCUACCUGCAUGCAGGCAUCGUGUCCAAGUCCUACGAGUGCCGGCUCAAGGGCCAGGGCGCCACCUUCGUGGAGACGGACAGCCCCUUCACGGCGGCCGCGCUGGCGGAUGAGACCCCGGCCCGAAGCAGCCGGCGUCCAGCGGCGGCCGAGGAGGUACAGCAGCUGAUCAUCAUCCAGGGCUACGACGGCGAGUUCGCCCUGGACGCGUCGGCGGAGGACACGGCGGCCGCCACGCUGCAGACGCUGGCGCUGGCCGGCCAGGUGGCACGCGUGGUACACAUCACGGAGGAUGGGCAGGUGAUCACCGGCGGCCAGGGCAGCCCACACGGGGGCGGCGGGGCGGCCGGGGCCCUGGACAGCGGGGUCACCCAGGUGGUGGUGGUGGGCGGCGCGGUGGAGGGGCCCGGGGGGGACGCUCCCCACAGCCCGGGAGGCACCGGCGGCCAGGAGGCCGGUAAGCCCGAGCCCGGGGAGCUGGCGCCCACUGACCCGGCCUCGGCCCUGGACGCGCUGCUGUGUGCCGUCACCGAGCUGGGUGGCGCCGAGGACAAGGGCCCACCGGGCCCCAAGGACGUGCUGCAGCUGCUGCCCGGGCCAGACACGCCCCCCGGCCCACAGGACGGCCCGGCCGAGCCCCCGGAGGCGCUGAGCCCGCUGGGGCGGUCCGCGGUGCCCCCCGCCUCCCCGGGCCGCGCGCAGGCGGCCCUCAAGAAGGUGGUGCAGGGCGUGCUGCAGCUGGCCGUGUGCGGGGACGCGGCCAAGGAGGGCGUGACGCAGGUCAUCCUCAACCCCGAGGGCGCCGUGCACAUGCUGGCGCGGGAUGGGCCCCACAUCAUCGUGCAGGGGGCCCCCGCGCACCCCCAUGCCGGCCUGGCCGCCGCCGACGGUGAGAUCUCGCAGAUCAUCGUCACCGAGGAGCUGGUGCAGGCCGUGGUGCGCGAGGCGGGCGGCGGCUUCCCUGACGGCCCCACCCACUACAUCGUCACCGAGCUGCCCCCCGGCGCCCAGGACCCCGUGUUCUCGCACACCGUCAUCGAGGCGGCCGACUCGCAGGAGCUCCUGCAGGCCGGGGUGGGCCCCGGCGCCGAGCAGCUGACCAGCAUGGUCAUCUACACGCAGGACGGCGCCCCCGCGGCCACGGUGAUCCAGAGCCAAAGGGACGGCAGUGAGGCCCAGGAGGCCUGAGCGUGGCCGGCGAGGCUGCCCGGAGCGGGGACGGGCCGGGGGUCGCCCAGGGCGGGGGCACCCCUCACCAUGGCUCCUCUCGCUGCCGCUGUGCCCAGUCAGGACGGCGGCCCCGGGGUCUGGCCUGCUCCACGCCACCUCCCGGUUCCUGUUCUGCUGGGGCACCCAAGCCCCUCAGCACCGCCUCCUUCAGCUCAGGGCCGCGUGUCCCCAGGCCCCUGCAGGUUGGCCCCUCACCGUCAGCUCCGGCUGCCCCCGGGGCCUCUGGUCUGGGUCCUUCCUGCAGAGCCCGUGCGGGUGCGUCCCUGCGGCCGGCCUGGACCCGCUGGCCUUGCCGCUGUCCCAGGGUCCCCGGCGCCGUCGCUCCUCCGCGCUCCUAAGUGUAAGAUAACCCCCCCCCCCCCAAACG
This is a messenger RNA of Sorex fumeus (smoky shrew), 6937 nucleotides long. RefSeq names its product zinc finger protein 407 (gene ZNF407). Gene Ontology annotation, biological process: regulation of gene expression. Bases 1 to 6528 code for a protein of 2175 amino acids. Gene Ontology annotation, molecular function: zinc ion binding; nucleic acid binding. The record is from RefSeq and is a predicted model, not a curated record. The transcript has 8 exons. NCBI's taxonomy places the organism in Eukaryota, Metazoa, Chordata, Mammalia, Eulipotyphla, Soricidae. Gene Ontology annotation, cellular component: nucleus.